Molecule: messenger RNA, 330 nt
Organism: Aegilops tauschii subsp. strangulata
Lineage: Eukaryota; Viridiplantae; Streptophyta; Magnoliopsida; Poales; Poaceae
Source: RefSeq, a predicted model, not a curated record
AUGGAGGGGAACGAACCCGACGCCCCUCGCCGCCUCGACCACGCCACCUCACCGGACUGCCUCCCCAUCUCCGACGCCGUCGUCCCCGUCGUCCUCUCCACGCCCCACUGCCCCGUGCCCUACAACCCCCGUGAGCGCACCCCCCUCCUCGCUGUCUUCCCCCGCAUGCUCGCACCCGCCUCGCCGCGCCCGAGCUCGCGUGCUCCUCACCGCGCCCUCCACGCCCGUGCGCGUCCAGCGCCCGCGCUCGCGGCACCCCGCCCGCGCGGCCCUGCUCCGGCCUUCCGCCCGCUUCCCCUCUGCAGCCGCGCCCCGCGCCGCUCACCCUGA